Ipomoea nil (Japanese morning glory) is the source of this 1197-nucleotide messenger RNA. RefSeq lists its product as uncharacterized. The record is from RefSeq and is a predicted model, not a curated record. Lineage: Eukaryota; Viridiplantae; Streptophyta; Magnoliopsida; Solanales; Convolvulaceae. Bases 367 to 981 code for a protein of 204 amino acids. The transcript is spliced from 5 exons.
UUCCACACCCUCACUCAAUUCUUCUUCUUUUUCUAAGUUUGAUUUUCAAACCAAUAACAUACGUAGCGGUUGAAGAAAAAAAGAUGGAGUCUUGCAGCUGAAAUAUUCAUUGUUUAUUAUCCCCCGUCGUGUGAAAAGGUGAAGUUGACCAACAAGGCCGUGUUUGUCUUGGUAUGAAAAGGAUCAGGUGUUGAAGUGUGGUUUCCUGAUUUGCUACCCAGCCGCCAUCUCCCUCUCCAAACAACUCCUCUGAUCUUUUAUAUUUCUCCCCUUCUCCCAUUCACUCCUUUAGCUUCAUCUGCAUGCGGUGAAUUGAAGAAAGAAGAAGUUGAAAAACUAACGACCUCCAAACCUCAGCUCGAGAAUAUGGAGUCUGAGACUGUAAUAAGCUCAAAUGGGGAAUUCACAGAAGAAUUUGAAGGCAAAACUGCCCAGAAAGUCAGAGUUUCUGAUCAUAUAAUAACUGGAUUGCAAUACACCAACCGAUCUGAUAGCUUUGUUGUGGAGAUGGAACGCUUUUCUCACCUAACACAACAACCAAAUUCAAGAAUUACUUUGCAGAGGAGUCAGGCAAGAAAAGGGUCAGUGAAGAAAACCAAUCAUCAAAAUGCAACCAAUGAGAAUUCCAUCAUCGCAUCUUCAUCAUCACCAAGAGCUGUUUCACACGGAGCUAGCACUCCUGAAAAGCCGAUGAUAGUGACUGCGGGGUUGGCCGCCGAUUCCCCUGCUCUGCAACCCUUUAAUAAUCAGAUAACCGUCGUUACCGGCGGCGACAUUAUCAGUUCCUCCCCGACUGAAAGAAGAAUCGGUGACAAGAAGUUUGGUUUCCGGCGGCUUCCGUCCUCUUCUUGGACCCUUGAUCCCAGAAGGAUCCUUCUCUUCUUUGCCACCUUGUCAAGCAUGGGAACCAUUUUACUGAUAUAUUUCACACUAUCCAUUGGCACCAAGCUUGGUGGAGAUAAUGAAACUGCUCUUAAUUAAGAAUGUUGGUCGAUCUAUGCUGUAAAUCUAAACCAACGAAACUGAUGUACACAUACAUAGAAGAAUCGAACAUAUACAUAUGCUACCUGGCCUGCUCAUAUGUAAGUAAGAUAGUUUAGUACAAAACUACAAACUCAGAAUAUUAGCUACAUAUACCAUGUAGCUUUACAUUUUAUUUUUAGUCACUGGCUGAUAGUAAGUGUCACUUGAUUAUAA